Molecule: messenger RNA, 5190 nt
Organism: Aphis gossypii (cotton aphid)
Lineage: Eukaryota; Metazoa; Arthropoda; Insecta; Hemiptera; Aphididae
Exons: 1
Coding region: 1-5190 (1729 amino acids)
Biological process (GO): DNA integration
Molecular function (GO): nucleic acid binding
Source: RefSeq, a predicted model, not a curated record
AUGGUCGAGACAACAGAAGAAAAGGAAAUCAAACGCGUCAGACGUCUUAUUACUAGAGCUGACACUAAACGCACUAUUGCCGUCAAAAAAAUUCGUUCAAUUAACAGCCUCGCUAAACGCGCUAAAGAUGAUCCUAAUCUUAUGGAUGAACUACAUGUAGCGGCUUCGACACUGGAUGAUCUGUGGAAACAGUUCGAAGCAGCGGACAAUGAUGUGUUAGACAGUCUGCUGGAAAUAAACGCCGAAAUCGAAUAUUCGGCCGAAUUGCCAGCCGAAGUGCUCUCUAUUAUCAAUGCCACUACGGCAAUCGCCAUGCAGGGCAAUUUCAAUGACUUCAAAAAUGCUAAAGGUAUUCCAGGUGAACAAAAACAAGCUAGCGACCCACCAUUUAAGUCAGCAUCUAGAUUACCUGAAAUCCCGUUACCGUCGUUCAAUGGUGAUUUUAAUUACUGGCCGACGUUCCGCGAUCGGUUCUCCGCACUCGUUGGCGAUAGGACCGACAUACCGAAAAUUGAUAAAAUGCAACAUUUGAUCGGAUGUCUGCAAGGUCCCGCAGCUGAUGCCAUACGCAAUAUACCCGUGUCUGCUGACAAUUACGACCUCGCGUGGUCCACGUUAUCAGCACGUUUUCAUCGCCCGCGACUAGUCGCAAAUGGGUUGAUCGACAAAUUGCUCAACGCCCCGAUGUCGUCGCAAGAGACAUUAUCCGAUCUCAAUAAUUUUGUAUCGACCUUUUCCGAGAAUAUUGCGCUGUUAAAUGCACUGAAGAUCAAAGACCUCGGAUCAUUCAUAGUGUUUUCCAUGGCCUUUCGGUGUCUCCCGGCAUCUACACGCAAAUUGUUUGAGUCGUCCACUCCUUCGGAGUUUCCGUCGGUGACUGAAUUGCUCACUUUCGUACAGUCCCGUGUGGCGAUCUUGGAGAUAGCUGGAGACCAUCAGAAAAGGUCCAAUAAUCGACCACAGUCCACAUCACAAAGCAGCGCGCUCGUUAAGAGGGUUCCGUUCAAGUCAACUACUACAUCGUUAGUUAUUUCGAAGCCAUCGAGCUCCAAGAACGAUUCCUGUCCGAAUUGUCGUGGAAAGCAUACCAUUACUGACUGUCGGAAGUUCGCGUCGUUGUCGGUCGAGGACCGCAACAACUGGGCGCGUGAAAACGGUGUGUGCUACACGUGCUUGUCGACCAAUCAUUGGGCCAACAAAUGUCACUCAAGACUCCGCUGUGAAACUUGUUCCAGGAAACACCAUACGCUACUUCAUGGGUUUUCCACACGUCGCCAGUCAGAUAGCGCCCCAUCUAGCGGUGACGCGUCCUUGUAUGCUGCAUCAAUGCCAUCCAGAACUGACGAUUCAGCAGCUGUGUUAUUGGGCACCGCUCUCGUUCACAUUCGUGACCGUUGUGGCACAUGGCAAACGGUCCGGGCCAUCGUCGAUUCCGCAUCUCAAAUAAGUGCCAUAACUGUGUCCUGUUCUGCCCGAUUAGGACUCCGGCUGAAAAACUGGACAGCACCGAUCAGUGGCCUAUCCGGUACAGCAGUCGCUGAUGUCCGAGGUACGGUCGAUUGCGUCAUCCAACCACGGUUCGCUGAAGAACCACAAUUGAAAACAAAGGCGUGGGUACUGCCAGCGAUCACGUCCAAUAUGCCGCGUCGAUCUUUAGAUACCAGCGUCAAGGAUCGAUUCGCAAAUUUGGCCCUUGCGGAUCCGACGUUUAAUAUUGCUUCUCCCGUUGAUGUGCUAUUGGGCGCUGACUUGUUCGCGCAGAUAGUAGACGGCCGGAAGGUCACUGUAGCUGCCGAUCUACCCACAGCGUUCGGCUCCAUCUUUGGAUGGAUUCUGAUUGGGCCGGUGCUCCAAACUACUGUCGACUGCCACGCAUCGCUCCCUGUGUCUCUAACCGUCUCAGUUGAAAAUCUGAUUGAGAAGUUUUGGCGUGCUGAAGAACCCGCGAUGCCGCCGCCUUCGUUCACUGAGGAUGGCCGAUGUGAGGAAGUAUUCGUGGCGGAGUACAAGCGACUGCCGUCUGGACGAUUCUCCGUGCCAUUACCGACGCGCACAGCCAUGUCUACGUUAACUUUUCCAGGCUCCCGUGAACACGCGAUUAAGCGCUUCGAAAAUCUCGAAAAACGACUAUCUAAAGACCCUAAACUACAAGAAUUAUACUCCAAUUUCAUGUCCGAAUACUUGACAUUGGGUCAUAUGUCGGUGGCGAAAACGCCCGGGACAUAUUUUAUACCACACCACGCCGUAUAUCGACCUGCAGAUGGUGAUAACAAAAUCCGCGUUGUUUUUGACGCGUCCGCAAAAGGAUCGCGAGGACCGUCACUAAACGAAUGCUUGCUGCAGGGCCCCAAAUUGCAACAAGACAUCGUCGAUGUAUUGACCCGUUUUCGUGUGCCAAAACGAGUAUUCACGGCAGACAUCUGCAAGAUGUAUCGCCAAAUAUUGGUCCUACCAGAGUACCGUACACUUCAGCACGUGUUUUGGCGGUCGUCUCCGUUCGAAAAGCUUAUCGAGUACGAGCUCGACACAGUGACAUACGGGACAAACUGUGCCCCAUUUUUAGCGCUUCGCGUCCUUAAAGCAAUCGCCCUUAACGAUUGUACUGAUUACGACGACGUUCGUGACGCGUUGUUAAAUCAGACGUACGUCGAUGAUGUGUGUGCCGGCGCUGAUUCCACUACCGACGUUCUGAAACUACAAUCUGACCUAAUCUCAAUUCUAAGUCGUGCAGGGCUAGAAUUAAAAAAAUGGUCCAGUAACGAACCCGACGUUUUAAACGCCGUGCCUGUCGACCAUUGUGUGAGCUAUCCACAUCCGUUUGACGCCGACGAUGACAGCGGAAUAAAGGUACUGGGUCUUCAGUGGCGUCCGACCGACGAUUCGUUUUCGUGCGCCCUUCGCCUCAAUUUAUGGCCGGUCAUCUGUACGAAAAGGGGAUUGCUGUCCAUGAUCGCGAGGAUCUACGAUCCGUUAGGACUGUUCGCACCAGCAACCUUUCACGGUAAAUGCAUAAUGCAACGCACAUGGUCGGCGAAAGUGUCAUGGGAUGACCCUCUUCCUCAUGACAUUUCGCGGGACUGGGAAUCGUUUGUAUCGGACUUGCCAUCACUGAACGACCUGAAGGUGCCUCGUCAUUUCAAUUCCCGUCGUGGAUCGCCGUGUCUGUUGCUAGGAUUUUGUGAUGCUUCCCAACACGGUUACGCUGCUGUUUUAUACAUAAAAAUGUUAGACCAUGACUCUGACUCGUCCAUUUUCCUCGUCGGGACUAAAACGAAGCUGGCACCAAUUAAAAGUUUAUCGAUUCCUAGGUUGGAGCUGAACGCCGCGUUAUUGCUAUCUCGAUGGAUGAAUCGGAUUCAAACAACCCUUAAAUCAUACCUAAACAUUGUCGGUUUGUAUGCAUGGAGUGAUUCUGCCAUCGUGUUAUCAUGGUUGAAAAAUCCGCACACCUCAUUCAAAGUAUAUGUCUCCAAUCGCGUCCAUCAAAUCAUUACUUUAAUGCCUGACUGUCGAUGGCUCCAUAUAAGGUCGGAGGAGAACCCCGCAGAUUGCGCUUCGCGCGGCGUCCUGCCAUCAGUGUUGUCCACUCUAUCGCUAUACUGGCAAGGUCCCCGGUUCAUACACGAUGACACAGCUACCUGGGACGUAACUGUACCUUCGAUCCCGAUACCCGAUCUACCUGAGACGCGUCCCGCAGUCCUAGUGCUCAGUACUGAACUGCCCUCCGAAUGGUAUGACAAAUUCUCGUCAUAUGACCGACUGGUUCGCGUAGUCGCCUACAUUUAUCGUUUUCUUAAAGCUUGUAAGAAACAUUCUCGGGCACCUGUCAAGGCAUUACAGCGCAUAGAACUCGACGAUUCCAUUCGUAAACUGGUCAUUAUGUCACAACAGUGCUUCUAUAAAACAUUAACACACGAGCUAUCGACGUCGACACGUGUAUCAUCGAAACACCUGUCUAGACUACGUCCGUUUUUGGAUCCAUUUGGGGUGAUCCGCGUCGGAGGACGACUGCGGUAUUCUAACUUAAAUUACGGUUCCAAACACCCCAUGCUAUUAGCGAAACAGUCACAUUUGUCGAUGCUACUAUGCCGCCGAUGGCACAAGAUCUCGUGUCAUGCUGGCCCGCGGAUAAUGACGGCUCUUAUAUCGCGCGAAUUCUGGAUCGUGUCGAUUAAAUCUGUUAUACACUCUGUCACCCGCGCAUGUCCGAUUUGCGUGCGUUUUGAUGCUAAACCGCCGCAACCUAUAAUGGCAGACUUACCAGCCGCACGAGUCCAGCAAAGUAGGCCGUUCGCGAGAGUAGGGGUUGACUACGCUGGUCCACUCCAAAUGCGUGAAGUGCGACUACGAAAAUCUCGCGUAUAUAAAGUUUAUAUUGCCGUCUUCAUAUGUUUUUCUGUGAAAGCCGUUCACUUAGAAGUGGUCACAGAGUUGUCAACGGAGGCAUUCCUCGCCGCCUUUGACAGGUUCGUCGCACGACGAGGCUUACCGUCUGAAAUUUUUUCGGACUGCGGCACUAACUUUAUCGGUGCGGAUAAACAAUUACAGUUAUUGAUUAACAGUCCGGACGGUCAAUGCGCGAUUUCACAAGCGCGCGCAUCAUGCCAAUGGCAUUUUAACCCCCCGAGUGCGCCACAUUUUGGCGGCCUAUGGGAAGCUGCGGUCCGGUCGACCAAACGAUUAUUAAUCCGUACCAUGGGUACCCAUGUACUUACAUAUGAAGAGUUUACUACCCUGCUCACACGUGUCGAGGCAGUACUUAAUUCGAGACCAUUGACCCCACUAACCACGGACCCAACUGACCUCGAAUACUUGUCCCCUGGACAUUUCUUAAUCGGUCAGCCUCUGUUAGCUGUACCUCCCCGAGUAUCAUUCGAAUCACGUGUCAACUUAACUCAACGUUGGAAGUUGCUCGACCAAUGCCAUCAAGCAUUCUGGCGACGUUGGUCAACCGAAUACCUGACUUCACUUCAAGGGAGAUCUAAAUGGGCUACUGAAGUACCCAAUGUCAAGGUCAAUGACAUGGUAGUAAUAAUCGAUAAUCAGUCUCCACCGUUGGCAUGGCGCCUUGGGCGCAUUCUCGAAGUACUACCAGGUAACGACGGCGUCGUACGUGUUGUGCGAUUGUUAACAUGUCAUGGCCAAAUCACUCGACCGGUUGCUAAAAUAGUAGUGUUACCCACCCAAUAG